Molecule: messenger RNA, 1674 nt
Organism: Exophiala mesophila
Lineage: Eukaryota; Fungi; Ascomycota; Eurotiomycetes; Chaetothyriales; Herpotrichiellaceae
Exons: 3
Coding region: 108-1634 (508 amino acids)
Biological process (GO): rRNA base methylation
Cellular component (GO): nucleus
Molecular function (GO): 23S rRNA (adenine(1618)-N(6))-methyltransferase activity
Source: RefSeq, a predicted model, not a curated record
UGUCAAUAAUUUCCUGGUAUGGCCCUACCAAUGCUUCUGAGGAACAACAGUACCAAACACUUCUUCUCACACGGUUCUUCCUUGUGAAAUAAAUUAGGUAGUCAACCAUGCCUGUUCCCGAAGACAUAUAUAAAAUGGAUGUCGACUUCACGAGUCUAGCGCUGAAAUAUCCGGAAUUUGCUAAACGUCUGAAAUCAAAUCGUCAACUCGACUUUUCGGAUCCAGAAAGUGUACGACAAUUAACAAAAUCACUUCUUCACCGCGAUUUUAAUCUCAAGAUUGAUUUACCAGAUGAUAGGCUUUGUCCGCCCGUGCCGAAUAGAUUCAAUUACAUCCUCUUCAUCCGUCGUUUACUAGCAAGCACUACACCUACACGCAAACCACGGAACUCAAAACCAUCAAUCUCAACCCCCAAACCACAACCACGACCAAUCCUCCUUCUCGACAUCGGCACCGGAGCCUCUGCCAUCUAUCCCCUCCUGGGAACCCAACAAUACCCAAACUGGUACUUCCUCGCCACGGAACUCGACGCCAAAUCCCGAUCUUACGCCCUUCGUAAUAUUACUCAAAACUCCCUCUCCGGACGAAUCAAACUCAUCGACACCGACUCUAGCGGAUCAAUCCUAAUCCCCGACUUGACACCGUACCUCCCUAAAAGAUCCUCUGGAUCUAAAUUAACAUCCACAUCCAAACUCGACAUCCUCCUCACCAACCCCCCCUUCUACACCUCCCCAUCCGACCUCGCCUUCUCCGCCUCUUCCAAAUCCCGCCCCCCAAACUCCAGCUGUACUGGCUCAGCCGUGGAAAUGAUCGUCGCGGGAGGUGAAGUCGGAUUCGUGACACGAUUAAUCCGUGAAUCGACCUUUCCUAGGAACAGGUCGAGGAUUCGUUGGUUUAGCAGUAUGUUAGGGAAAUUGAGUUCAGUCGGACAAGUGGUUGAGGUGUUGAGGGAGAGAGGGUGUGGGAAUUAUGCGGUGACGGAAUUUGUUCAGGGUCAGAAAACGAGGAGGUGGUGUGUGGCGUGGAGUUGGGGAGCGUGGAGGACGAGUUUAGAUGUCGGGAGAGGAGGGGCCGGGAGGGGGGUGGAUAGGGUGUAUUUGCCGGUGGCGACGGAGGUGGAUAUAGGUAUGGGUGUGGAUAUGGUGAGUCUGAAGAUGGUGGUGGAGGAGGAGUUGAGGGGGUUGGGGGUGGAGGUUUGGAGGGAUGAUGAUAGUGAGGAUGAUGAUGAUAAUGGCAAGGGAAUAGAUUCGAAGAUUUAUUCUUGGCGUCUAUUCAGUAUUGAUGGUGACGUCUGGAGUCGCAAAGCAAGGAGGAUGAAACAACAGCAGCAACAGCUACAGCGAGAAAAGACUAUCAAUGAUGAUGGAGGAGCAGCAAAACAGAUUGAUCAAGUGAUGAAGGAUGCAGACCAAGAGGAAGAUGAUAGCGAAGAAGAAGAAGACGAUGAAGAUGAAGAUGAAGACCAAAACUUUGGAAAAGAUUCGCUCAUGGUCAGAAUCUCACUCCGGAUAUCAUCAUCAGUGGCAAAUGUCCAUAUCCGUUGGAUAAAAGGUCAUGAUGCAUUGGUCUUUGAGAGUUUUUGUGGGUGGUUGAAGAGGAGACUUGAUGGACGGGCGCGAGGCCCAGGAGCAUGAAAUGAAGUGAAUAUAAUAUGAUGGGAUUAUAAUUCUCCAA